Rattus norvegicus (Norway rat) is the source of this 2004-nucleotide messenger RNA. RefSeq names its product discs large MAGUK scaffold protein 5 like 2 (gene Dlg5l2). NCBI's taxonomy places the organism in Eukaryota, Metazoa, Chordata, Mammalia, Rodentia, Muridae. The record is from RefSeq and is a predicted model, not a curated record.
AGAAUAUUCUGUGAUGUCACCAGUGUUGUGGUGACACCAACUGCCUGAAUGAUAUCCCUCCAGAGCCUAAGGGGUUCUGAAGGGGGCAUGUUCUCCAGGUUCCUCAGUCUAUUUCGGAGGGAGAAUCAUAGACAUGCAGAGACCAGACCAAGGCAGAAUGAGGCCAGACUUCAAUCAGAGUUUGCUCAGAAGGCAUCAUCCCAACCCUCCACAGGCCCUGUUGAGGAGGAGAGAAUGAAGCAUUUGGAGAACCUCAAAACUGCUCUCCACAAGAUGCAAAAUGAGAGAGAUGAACUCCGGAGAAUCCUGGCAUAUUACCCUAGAAAGAAUUUAAAUGACAGGAUCAACUUUGAGUCUGAGAUGCUCAUGAUGCAACACCAGCAAGUGAUGACUGACCUACAGAAAAUGCGCCAGCAGAUCAAUGAAGGCUUGUGGAAGUCCAAUCAACUCAGGAAACAAAACCAAUUGUACUGCCUCAGGUACUCCCUCCUACGAAGUGAGUCUAUUCGGCUGAAGCACAAUGUCAAGAGAGCACAGAAUGAGAACAGGGAGCUUCUAUGGGAACAAAUUGCACUGGAAGAGUCCAUUAAGGAAACUGCGAGGUUCCGUGUGGAAGCCAGUAUGAAAAACCACGUAACAAGCAGCAUCAGGAUGAGCAGAGAAGAGAAUGAACCUCUUAAUGGGUCCUUGCCGAUGGAAAGGGGAGAUGGUGGCAUUGCUGAUAAUCUACUGGCCUCUGUGGAAGAUUCCACUGUGCUUCAAACUGAUCUGUGGAAGACAGCUGCUGCAUAAAAAGAAGUUGUGUUUGCUAGUGGAAGCUUUUCUGAGACUGCUCAAUCUGCCUCUCAGUAUAAUUUUACCACAUUUAAGAAAGAAAAGUUACUACUUGUAUUCCUAUGUCAUAUUUGUUUUUAACAGGUAGAUUUAAUUUUACUAAUUGAUUUGCUUGUAUUAACUGUCAUUUGUAUUCAUGUAUUAAUUCAUCUAUUCAGUUUAUUAUGAAUUAAGAUUCUAUUAUGAUAUUCAGCAAAAAUUUUAUGUAUGGAUGACUUAAUUUGGGAUGUCAUUGGCCUCAAGAUCUUCAUGUGAUUAUUGAACUUUUUAAUAAUCUGAAGAGAAGUAAAAUAAUCAUUAGAAUCAUUGUAGCUCCUAUUUUUUUCCUUUAUGCACUUUUAUUUUUAAAAAAUUGUCAUUAAUAUAUAAACAUCUCAUUCUCUUAAAGAAUUCUACAGCUUUACAGCUGCUUGCUGAUAUGUGCAUAGGAAAUUACCACAAUACAAAAGUAAGGGGUGAAGUAGCAGAACAGCACCUGAUUUAUGCUUUUGAUGUAGGUGUGUCCACGGAUAAACAUCUAGAAGCCUUACAAAACUAUUUACACUGUAUCUUGCCUAUUUACAGGUCGUAGCAACUUUUCUAACAAACAAAACUAUAUUUUAUCAAGUUAUGAUAAUUGUUUCCAACAAAACUUACUAUAUUACCACAAAAUAAUUAAUGAUGAAACAAUAUUUUAAAAACAACAUUAAAUUUUUCAUUUAGACUGCUUUUGGCAUUUGCUUGUGAUUUUUGCCCUUUGGUUACCAGCAUCAAUGUCACAUUCCUAGCCAUAUUGCAUAUUGGUAAGAUUUCAACACAUCACUGAUAUCAAAGACAGACACCGAGUCAGUAUUAAUAACAGAUUACCUACAUGGUACUGUAAUUUCAAUAAAAUUACUGUCUCACUGGAUAUUACAUGCAAAAAUCCAUAAAUUGUCACUUAACCCACAGCACGGCAGGAGCAAACAUCCCAGUCUGACAGAAAAACUGUACCGGAAGUUCAACGCUUCCCCUCGAGAAAACAGCGUUGUAAGAUCAACAAGAAACACAACUGUCCUUCUCCACUUAAAAAAUGAUACUGUUUCACUUAUGGUAAGACUGUUAAUGUCUGUGUAUUUUAACUAUCUUUAAGCUUAAAUUCACAUGAGAAAAAUCUUACAUUUAUAAUAAAAUCUUAUUUCAAUCAGUGAA